AUGGACCCAUUUCCCCUCGCGACGGUCGAUCACCAGCCCAGACUCGCGCAACAAGGCCAUGUGACGGGAGACUUUCGGCUGCGACUCGGUGGUCGCGGCGCAGAGAUCGCAGACGCACAAUUCUCCUGCUUCACGGAGCAGCAUGACGAUGGAGAGCCGCGUUUCGUCGGAGAGGGUUUUGAAGAGCUGGAGCGGCGGAAAACAGGCGAGUCCGGCACGCUGGCCCGCUCUCUGGAUGCAAUUGCCGACCAAGCAAAACCCGUGACCGUCGUUGUGCGCGUUGCUCAGGGUGAAACUGAAGCGGAAACAACCUCCAACAUUAUCGGCGGCGUGACAGCUGACGGUAAAAAAACGGGCAUGAAAGCGCUGUUAUCUGCGCAGUCCCAGCUCGGCGUUAAGCCGCGCAUUCUUGGCGUGCCGAUCUCUACACCGAAAUGCCGGUGA
Molecule: messenger RNA, 444 nt
Organism: Plasmopara halstedii
Lineage: Eukaryota; Oomycota; Peronosporomycetes; Peronosporales; Peronosporaceae
Exons: 2
Coding region: 1-444 (147 amino acids)
Source: RefSeq, a predicted model, not a curated record